AUGCCAAGACUCCCUCGAAUAACCCGUCCCUUACUCCAAUUCGUCGGCGGUCAAGCUGUCGACACAUCCAAGAUGAGCAUACACCCUUCGUUAAGAAAUCUGGUGGACCAUCACUCAAUCAAUGCCUCCCCAGAACCCUCAGGUGAGAGUGAAUCUGAGGAAGAGGAGGAAGAGCAACGCCGAAAGCCUUCCCCCCAAAAGACCAGAAGCCAAAGAGUAGUAACGCAAAUGGCAAGAAAAGACACGCAAUCUAAAAACAAAGAUAGCAAUGCCGACGACACCGGAAUGUCGGACUGGAACACGGACCGACUGAAUGGUAGCCAAGGCCGCCGAAUCUAUGGAUCAAGCCAGUCUCAACGUAGUGCUCCCUUGAGAAACAUCCGCUCAGGAUCGCAGAAAUCGAGUGCUGGAAGUAACGGAGAGGGUCGAAAUCCUUCGCAGAAUGGGACACGCUUCAAGGCGCCAUCAGAACCUCCGAAACAGGCCCGUGGACCUACCCCAAAGUUCAAACCAGGGAAUAAGGAGUCUUCAAGCAGUCCAACUGAAAACGGAGACGGUGGUCCCAGAAAGCGGAAAAGGGGCUCCGUGGACGACGGCUCCGUGGACGCUGUGAAGUUCAUAAAGCCUCCUCUAACCACUCGUCCCGAGUCUGGAGCUCCCACCGCCCGGAUUCAGCUCCCCCCUGAUGUCAAACCCGCAUUACACACUGCAGCUCAGUUCCGAGUACAUCCCGACGCACUUUUCCAACCGCCUCCGGGUGCUCAUUUCAACGUUCCUUCUAUUGCUAAGGAUAUCCAAGAAAUGCCUUUGUCACCCCAACGACUGAGCUCGUCACCAAGCCCACUGAUCAAGGUCUCCUCUGAUGAAAUCCAGGCCCCGGAGGAAUUCACCGGGCCAACAUGUUUGAUCUGCAAGUCUCCGAUUCCCGCAGAGCUGUUCGAAAUGUUCCUGCAAAAUCAUGGCAAAUCGUUCCUGAAAGGCGGCUCUACAGACUUUUACCUAGCAGCGGCGAGCAUGCGUUGGCCAUACCAGAUGCAAGCCCUACUUCAUCGAAUCCACCGGCAGGAGUCUGCGUCGCAAGAAUGGGUGGCGAAAGGCUACCCGCAGAUCGACUGGGAAUCGCUCAGCAUGCGCGUCGCGCGGCACAAAACGGAGCUCGUCAAGGUGCUGGAACGGAAGACUCCCAGCGAAGUCCGCGACCGGUACGAAAAGCGAGUUGCGGUGGACGGCCACAUGCCAGCUGCACAAGCGUACUUGAUGCCGGGAAGGAACAAGGGGAUGGAUGGAAACGCAGCAGAUGACCUACUGAAAGGGUUGACCCCUGGGUACUACGGUCUCCGUGGAGCCCAGAUGAUCCUAGACGAGCUGGAAGACUUGCUGCAGGCACCGCUCGCCAAGGCGCGGAAGAAAGAUAAGUUGGUUGGGAGGGCGACGGUGACGUACCUUCAGGAAGUCAUGGUGCCAGAGGUGGGAUGGCGGUUGAUCAUGGACGAUCUGGGGGUGGACGAGACGGAAGCACGGAAGAUACUGAAGGACAGCGCGGACAUUGGGAUGCUGGUGCACUCUGGAGAAGAGGCACUGGGAACUUUGGAGGAGGAGGAUUUGUCUGAAGAGGAUGGCGAUGAGGACGAUGAAGAGGAGGAAGAGGAGGAAGAGGAGUGUGAGGAUGGCGAUGAGGAGGAAGCGGAAGCAGGGUCUGAUGACGAUCGUGAAAGCGGAAAUGAGUUAGAUGUCAUGGUCUGA
Eremomyces bilateralis CBS 781.70 is the source of this 1743-nucleotide messenger RNA. RefSeq lists its product as uncharacterized. Lineage: Eukaryota; Fungi; Ascomycota; Dothideomycetes; Eremomycetales; Eremomycetaceae. The record is from RefSeq and is a predicted model, not a curated record. The transcript is spliced from 2 exons. Bases 1 to 1743 code for a protein of 580 amino acids.